GGUCCCCGCAGCAGCUUUCACCAUGACAACAGUUGACUUCUCGGAUAUAGAGGCGUUUUUGGACUGCCACCCAGAUCUCUUCGAGGAGUAUCUCGUUCGAAAGGCGAAAUGUGAUCAGGUAAGCAGAUGGUUGAGGGAGCAUCAGCCGUCGAAAGUGUCCACAGCCGAGGAGAAGCGUGGCGCCGCCAGGGACCCGCUCUGGCCGACCAACCCAGACGGGCUCCGGCGCAGAUCGUCCCACAUGGAGCUGCGACGGAACUUCGCCCGGUCCAAAGCCACCACCGCACACCGGACCUACGACGAGCAUGUGAACCUGAGCGAACACGAGUCCCAGUCCAGCAUGAGGCGCCGUGCGCUCCUGCGUAAAGCCAGCUCCCUGCCUCCGACCACUGCGCACAUCCUGAGCGCCCUGCUGGAGUCCAGGGUCAACGUGCCCCAGUACGCGUCCAGCGCCAUCGACUACAAAUACAGACUUAAGGAAACCAACGAGAGGGAGUUUUUCUUGGAGUUAGUGAAGGAUAUCUCCAAUGAUUUGGACCUGACAAAUCUCAGUUAUAAGAUCCUGAUCAAUGUGUGUAUCCUGGUGGAUGCAGACAGGUGUUCGCUUUUCCUUGUUGAGGGACCCGCGCACAAGAGGACACUUGUGUCCAAAUUCUUUGAUGUGCACUCCGGCACCACUGUCAGACCAUCCUCCAGUACCCUAAACUCUAAUGAAGUACAGGUGCCAUGGGGAAAGGGUAUCAUUGGAUACGUGGCAGAGCAUGGUGAAACUGUAAACAUCCCAAACGCAUAUGAGGACCACCGCUUCAGUGAUGAGAUAGACAAGUUAACGGGCUACAAGACUCAGUCCAUCCUCUGUAUGGCCAUCUGUAACAGUGAUGGAGAAGUCAUUGGUGUUGUACAAGCAAUCAACAAAAAUCCCAUGGGCACUCCCUUUACUGAGGAUGAUGAGAAGGUGCUGCAGAUGUAUCUACCAUUCUGUGGAAUAUCGAUUUCCAAUGCGAAGUUGUUUUCUGAGUCUCGCAAGGAGUAUGAAAGGAGUAGGGCUCUGCUGGAGGUGGUCAACGACCUGUUCGAGGAGCAGACUGACCUGGAGAAGAUUGUCAGGAAGAUCAUGCAGCGAGCGCUGACCCUCCUGCAGUGUGAACGGUGCUCUGUGCUUCUCCUCGAAGACAUUGACUCACCUGUUGUGAAGUUCUCCAAGACAUUUGAGCUCAUGUCUCCCCUGUGCAACAUGGACCGUGACAUCAGCAUGGAGAAGCUUUCGUGUUCUGACUGGCUGAUCAAUAACAGUAUUGCUGAGCUGGUGGCUUCCACAGGACUGCCUGUUAACAUCAGUGACGUGUGUCAGGACCCACGCUUUGAUGCUGAGGCAGAUCAGGCCUCUGGGUUUCACAUCAGAUCAGUGUUAUGUGUCCCUAUCUGGAAUCGAACUCAUCAGAUAAUUGGGGUCGCACAAAUUCUGAAUCGCCUUGACAGGAAGACCUUCAAUGAUGCAGAUCAGAGACUGUUUGAGGCAUUUGUGAUAUUCUGUGGACUUGGAAUUAACAACACUAUGAUGUACAAUCAAGUUAAGAAGACAUGGGCCAAGCAGUCUGUGGCACUAGAUAUGUUGUCCUACCACGCAACCUGUUCCAAGGUAGAAGUUGACAGACUCAAGGCAGCUAAGAUCCCCCUGAGCACUGAAUUGGGCAUCGAUGAGUUUCACUUCAACGACUUCUCUUUGGACAAUGACGCCAUGAUCACUGCGUCACUCCGGAUGUUUCUGGAACUUGGUGUCGUCCAGAAGUUUAAAAUUGACUAUGAGGUUUUGUGCCGCUGGCUUCUGACUGUGAGGAAGAACUAUCGAACUGUGGCAUAUCAUAACUGGAGGCAUGCCUUCAAUGUGUCACAGUGCAUGUUCGUUAUGAUCACAACAGCCACUUUCCAGGAUGUCCUGUCAGAUGCAGAGAUACUGGCACUGAUGGUCGGCUGUCUGUGUCAUGACUUGGACCACAGAGGCACCAACAAUGCAUUUCAAGCCAAGACAGGUUCUGCUCUGGCUCUGCUUUACGGGACAUCAGCCACCCUGGAGCAUCAUCACUUCAACCAUGCAGUCAUGAUCCUACAAAGUGAGGGUCACAAUAUCUUUGCAAACCUCUGCUCUAAAGAGUAUAGCAACAUGAUGCAACUAUUGAAGCAGGCUAUUCUCUCCACAGACCUUACUUUGCACUUUGAGCGCAGAAACAAAUUCUUUGAGUGUGUUCUGUCCGGAGAAUUCAGCUGGACCGAUGAAGGACACAGAGAAGUUCUCAGGUCCAUGCUGAUGACAGCAUGUGAUCUGGGCGCGGUCACUCGUCCUUGGAAGAUAUCCAAACAGGUCGCAGAGCUUGUGACAAGUGAAUUCUUUGAACAAGGUGACAGAGAGAGGUCUGAGCUUAAGUUGACCCCAGCGGCCAUAUUUGACCGUAAUCGCAAAGAUGAACUACCUGCCUUACAGCUGGAGUGGAUAGACGGGAUAUGUAAACCCCUUUACCAGGCACUGCUGAAGCUCAACAGGAAGUUGCAGCCAAUGCUCGAUGGGAUAGAUGCCAAUCGAAAUAAAUGGCAGGACCUCUGCUUGUCCUGUCAGCAGACACGUAGAGCCUCAGUGUCCAAUAAGAGUGCUGAAUUAGAUGAGAGUCCUGAGUCCCACAAAGACGCAGAAACCAAUCAACACCCAGACUCCACAGAGACUCUGAAGCCAGUUGAAAACUCUAAGUUUGAGUCAAAGUCUAAGUGCAGUCAGGAUGUGAGGUGCAGAGAGAACAAUGGUUCCUGUGAUGAUAAACCGGCAUCAGCUGGCAACAUAACAUCUGCAGGAAAGAAGUAGAGCAAGCUAAGUGUUAAAUUUAGGUUUACCCAUUAAAAGUCUCAAAAGGGGGCUCUUCCCAUACCUUGUGAUUUUCUAACACAUGCGCUAAAAUGAUUUUUUAAAAUCUGGGUAAACGAAAUGCAGUUUUCAUCUGCUGAGCACAUUGCUUCUCACAAGUGUCACUGUGUUAAACUCAGGAGCAUGAGUAAUUCCAGUUGGUCAAACUCUAUUUAAAGGGCAGUUUCCCAUUUGUUUCUAUCUAUCUAUCUAUCUAUCUAUCUAUCUAUCUAUCUAUCUAUCUAUCUAUCUAUCUAUCUAUCUAUCUAUCUAUCUAUCUAUCUAUCUAUCUAUCUAUCUAUCUAUCUAUCUAUCUAUCUAUCUAUCUAUCUAUCUAUCUAUCUAUCUAUCUAUUUGAAAGCUUUUCAUUAGUGAGAUGUAUGAGAAUGCGAGACUACCGUUGAAACCAAAGAGCGCCAAUUAUUACUGUAAUGUUUUGUAAUGGGAACUGCCUCAAAACCACAAGCCCAUUGGAAUGCCUUUACAAAACAAAAAAGUAAUCACUGUGAUAUCUCUCUGUCACAUAAUUUGCCAUUCUGAAUGUAGACCGGAGCAUGAUCUUGUUCCUGAAUGUUUCUUACUGAUAGGCUGUCUUACCUCAGUUGCAAAUCUUAGGCUGCAUGGAAUUAUUUUCAAUAUUUGUAGGUUAACUGAGCCUUUGGCCGUCAACUUGUUCUGUGACUUGCAUGUAUGUAUCAUAUCAGUAAUGUGCAUUGCCACAUUUAAAUGAAAACUUUGUAUCUCUAGGUAAGGAAUAAGUCAGAUAAGUGUGAAAGGCCAAAUUUUAGUGUAUUGAUUUUGUAAGGAAGGUCACUGAUAAACUCCUCAGGCUGAUUGUGCGUGUGUGUGUGUGUGUGUGUGUGUGUGUGUGUGUGUGUGUGUGUAAAAAAAAAUGACACAGAGGAAUAAAAAUGGUUUUGUCUUAUGGGUCUGAAAAUAACUUACUGUAAAGGUACAGUUUAGUUUUUUUGGAAUAUUUAUUGUUUGGACAACUUACACUAAUUUAUUAUUUCUCACCUGAGUGAGACAAACACGUGCCUGUAAGUCUGUGUUCAUUUAAAAAAAAAUUGUUUUGCCUGAUCUACUUUCUCCUUGCAUGCGCCCACAUGUAACUGUAAUUGUUAUUACUAGGCUAAUGAGUACAAUUUAUUACAGAACCACACAACCCUCAGGAUGUGAGUGAUGACUCCAUACAUAUGCGUUAGCAGAGCAAAGGCUAAAUUCACUGUUCAGUAUAUCUUUAAACUACACACAUCAGCAUGAAAAACAUCCAUGAGUUUGUCUCACUCUGGGUAAGAAGGGGAAAAAACUGAACUAUGCCUUUAGAAGACUUUAGCAUUGUACAUACAGUAUGUAAAAAAUGCCUAAAUAGAAGUUUUGAGGUUCUUAUAAAGUAGAGUGUGUAUAUUUGUAUCCAUUUGUUUCUAUUGUUUGAGAUUCAUCACAGUGUUUUGUAGUUCAGACUGGGAAGCAUGCUGAUUAUGUUGAAACUGCAUGUAUCAUGUUUGAUGUUGAUACUGGACAUUAUCUUGAUGCCUUCGACUGCCCUAUGAGAUUUGCUUUGCAUGAAAUUACUGUAUGGGAAAUACUAAGUGUUGUUACGUAAGAAUAUUGUUGCUGCACUAUUGUUGUUGAGGACAGAUAAAGAUUCUAUUUUCAAUCACAGACUGUACCAAAAUUAUACAUCCAUUAUUUUUCAUACACCGGACUCUAUAUUUAUGCAAGAUGUAGAAUUGGCAUUUUAUCCUGCUAUUUAUACACUGUCCACAAAAAAUACAUUCUUAGAGAAGACAAGAAAGUGUUACAUUUCAGAUAAAAUUGAGUAAACCGAUCUCCAGCUGGUUUUGUGAAUAAAAUGCUGUGGCAUGGAAACAGAUGUCAGAUCAGAUGUCAACUGCUCACUGUGUGGAGAUAUGGCUGUUUGUCAUUAGUGAGUAUCACAAGUUGAAGAUAGUUUUUCUUUUUUCUUUCAGUUGAUGUAGAAAAAGAGUGAUGCAAACCAUCAAAGCUAAAAUGUUUGUGUCAUACUUAAGUCUCCAUGGAUGUGGAUAUUGAAAGCUUUUUGUGACUGAAAUAAAGUAUUUGCAUUUCUGA
This is a messenger RNA of Siniperca chuatsi (mandarin fish), 4984 nucleotides long. It is a transcript of the gene pde11al, whose product is annotated as phosphodiesterase 11a, like. Bases 23 to 2851 code for a protein of 942 amino acids. Gene Ontology annotation, biological process: signal transduction. The transcript has 20 exons. Lineage: Eukaryota; Metazoa; Chordata; Actinopteri; Centrarchiformes; Sinipercidae. The record is from RefSeq and is a predicted model, not a curated record. Gene Ontology annotation, molecular function: 3',5'-cyclic-nucleotide phosphodiesterase activity; protein binding.